Cloeon dipterum is the source of this 1684-nucleotide messenger RNA. RefSeq lists its product as uncharacterized. NCBI's taxonomy places the organism in Eukaryota, Metazoa, Arthropoda, Insecta, Ephemeroptera, Baetidae. The record is from RefSeq and is a predicted model, not a curated record. The transcript has 7 exons. The coding region runs from base 180 to 1367 and encodes 395 amino acids.
AUCCCCAUUAUCUUAUCACACUUUUCAACCUCAAACAGACAACUAUAGCUCUCGAGCAGAGCACUCCAACUCCAUUCCAAUUAACAGUGCGUUAGAGCACACGAGAUUUGCAGCUCAUUGGAACAUUUAAUAUCGAGAAUAAAUAAAGUGCGCGAAAAACAUCCACAUCGAGAGCGCCAAUGGCACAGAAGGAAGCUGGAGGCCGCAAUUGCUGGGCCAUCACAGCGGGUAUACUCUCCACAAUUCAAGGAGGAUGUUACCUGGCAUUGGCUUUAGCAGCGCUAGCUUUGUACUACUGCAAAAUUGAAACAUCGGCGAGUACUGAUAAUCCUGCAUUUCUCCUCUACUUCAUAUAUUUUUACAAUCCCCAGUGUAAUGAUACUUUGGACUCCGUCGUGGAGGGCCAACCAAUUAAGUGGCCACCGAAAGAAUUCCCAACAGCCACCCUCACUUGGCAAUGGGCCAUCGCCUACUGCGCCAUCAACGGUGUCUGGAUAUUUACGAGCUUGUUCCUGACAAUUGCUGGUGCAGUAAGCAGCAAAAGAGGAAUAUUCAGAAUUGCUCUACCAGUUCUAUGGCUGAUCUCAACCUUGGCCGUUCUCGUAGCUGACGUUGUCGCUUCUAUCCUGUACGGUCUCGAUCUUGGAAAAGUUCUGGAAAGCGAAACAUCACCGUUAUCAGCUCUCUUAGAUGUAUCGUCGCUAGAUCCACCAAUUCAACUUUUUUUGGGAAAUCUUAAAAAUCCUGAAGCUAGUCUGCCAUCCGCCGCCCUCCUCAUAGCUGUAGCGAGGGGGGGAAUUUUGUGGGUCCUCAACUUAAUUUUGUUCUUAGGAGUCCUGGUCUCAACAAUAAAAUCAAACAAAGCGGCCAAAAAGCAAGUGAACAAUCAGCGACCACCUGUGCAAGCUGCCGCCGCCACUUCCGGCAGGCAUGGAGAUUCAUCCUGGCACCAGUCCCAGGGUGGAGUGGCUAAUCCUGCUUAUGACAAACACGGAGAUCAUGACUUACACGCCGUGAGCAAGAAACAAACACGACCCCGUGACGCAGAAAUUCUGGCGGCGGAAAUGCAACCGCAUUCGCACCAAGAACUGCGCAAUCAGCGACCUUGGUCAUACCUGGACCCUGCUCCUGAAGAGCUGGAGCAAGUGAGGCGCCGGCCGCGAACGCCGCCUGCCGAAGAGUGGAGUUUCAGCCCUGACUCGACCCUGAAGCUGCCAAGAGCGACCCUGGGCCACCCUCAGCCUUCAGCGCCCUACCCUACCGAGCAUCAGCAUCAAAACCAGUUUUACCACUAUCCCUUCCCUGAGCAGCAGUAUGGAAAUCGCUACCUGAACACAGCCGGCAGGCACAAUCCCUACUUGAAAUGAGCCAAACGGGCGCACUUGAAAAAUAAUUUUGUUUUAUCAAGAACACCAGCCCCAUAACAAAAAUGAUGCCACGUUUAAAUCGCGUAAAUAAAAUUUGUAUUAAUUAUUUUAUAUACCCAGUUGAUAACGUUCAACAAGUAAACAAAAAUAAUAUGUAUUUUUAUUCUUUGAAUAUAUUUGUCUUAUAUUUAUACAAGCCAGUUAAACUAUGUUGUGAAACGUAAAUUAUCUAAUUUAUAUUCUUUACUCUAUAUUUAUAACAAUGUGAGAGAGCAUUCCAAUAAAAGUGCAUGGCGUAGCGCAUGUGAUAUAUCUUA